Molecule: messenger RNA, 1149 nt
Organism: Topomyia yanbarensis
Lineage: Eukaryota; Metazoa; Arthropoda; Insecta; Diptera; Culicidae
Product: platelet glycoprotein Ib alpha chain-like
Exons: 1
Coding region: 62-682 (206 amino acids)
Cellular component (GO): extracellular region
Molecular function (GO): chitin binding
Source: RefSeq, a predicted model, not a curated record
UUAUUCUGAAACUAAUAGUUUGAUUUAAUAGCAAUAAAAUACGUGUGUGAAAAAAAUUGAAAUGCGAGCAGUGUUCGUCAUCCUUGUCGGCGUAGUAACGCUGGCUAGCUCUAGUCCUAUCUGGAAUCCAGACAAGUGCCCCUUGAGUGAUAAUCCAAACAAGCCGACUCAUCUUGCGCACGAAACCGAUUGCUGUUUGUUUUACACGUGUAACUUUGGAUGGGCUCACCUACAGUCAUGUCCACCGAAUCAACAUUUUCAUGUUGGAUUGCAACGAUGUGAACAUCCGUUUACGGUUGGAUGCCAUUUACCAGUAUCAUCAUGUACAGGUGCUAUACCUACUCCACCACCCACCCCAGCACCUACUCCAGUACCAACUCCGGCACCUACCCCAGCACCUACCCCGGCACCUACUCCUGCACCUACUCCAGUAACUACUCCCGUGACUAGCCCAGCUACAACUCCAACCACACAUUGGACCACAGUUCCGACAGCACCAACUCCGUCUUCCACAGUACCUUCAAUAACAACCACGGAAUUAAUACCUACGGCACCCACCCCAGGACCAAUAGUCCCUUCCGCACCAACACCGGGAACUGGAACGACGACUACGACGAAUGCGGUUCCGACUGUUGAAACCGUAACUCCUCCAACGGCCGAAACCAUGAUGGAGUUCGAAUAAUUAAAUUAGCUCAUUGGAAUUCGAGAUGUACUUUCAACUCGGAUCAUUAUUGCAAGUUAUAUCAAUAAACAACAGCAUACCUAACUUGAGCAAUAUUGAUAGUGUUCCAAGUUGAAAUAUGUCAUCUUCCUCAUAGUUAAAUCCACACAAAUACUAAAUCGUAAAAAAAUGUGCCGCAAACCUCUGUUACUUGUAUCAGCAAAUUCAUCAAACUUAUUUAUUAGUACCCUAUCAAACGAUAAGAUAUUGUAUAUGUUAUCGAGAUAAUUUAUUGUACUCAACCGCGUCAUAUCACUGACUGUUGGACAUUAAAUAAAUUUCAACAAUACUAGUUGAACAUUGUCUGGAUUAACGAUUGCUAAUUUCGCAGCUUAUCAUGAGCGAAUUUUAACAACCACCAUACCGAACGCAACCUGUUUUUACAAAGUUGUCCUUAAUUAUACGAAACCGAGUCGAGAAGGAAACCC